AUGGCUGGUGUUCUAAGAGAUAAAGAAAACCCUGUGGUUUUUUUUGAUAUUACUAUCGGUGGACAUAAAGCUGGUAGAAUUAAAAUUGAACUAUUCAAAGAUGUUUGCCCAAAAACUGCAGAAAAUUUUAGAUAAAUGUGCACUGGAGAAUUCAAGAGAUUUGAUUAACCUGCAGGCUUUAAAGGUUGCACAUUUCAUAGAAUUAUUAAAGAUUUUAUGAUCCAAGGAGGAGAUUUUAUAAUGAAUGAUGGAACUGGAAAUGUAUGCAUUUAUGGGGAAAGAUUUGAUGAUGAAAAUUUUAUUUUAAGACAUGAUGAACCUGGGUUGCUUUCUAUGGCUAACUCUGGACCAAACACUAAUGGAUCUUAAUUCUUUUUAACAUGCAACAAGUGUGAGUGGUUAGAUGGAAAACAUGUAGUCUUUGGAAAAAUUAUAGAUUAAGCUAGUAUGUAGGUCUUAAGAAAAAUAGAAAAUACUCCUGUUGUAGGAUAAACUAACAAGCCUAAAGUUCCAGUUGUUAUUGAGGAAUGUGGAGAAUUGUGA
This is a messenger RNA of Tetrahymena thermophila SB210, 543 nucleotides long. RefSeq names its product peptidyl-prolyl cis-trans isomerase, cyclophilin-type protein. Gene Ontology annotation, molecular function: peptidyl-prolyl cis-trans isomerase activity. The record is from RefSeq and is a predicted model, not a curated record. Lineage: Eukaryota; Ciliophora; Oligohymenophorea; Hymenostomatida; Tetrahymenidae. The transcript has 4 exons. Gene Ontology annotation, cellular component: intracellular membrane-bounded organelle. Gene Ontology annotation, biological process: protein peptidyl-prolyl isomerization; protein folding.